Maniola jurtina (meadow brown) is the source of this 804-nucleotide messenger RNA. Its product is annotated as mpv17-like protein 2. Gene Ontology annotation, cellular component: cytoplasm; membrane. The coding region runs from base 87 to 683 and encodes 198 amino acids. Gene Ontology annotation, biological process: mitochondrial ribosome assembly. Lineage: Eukaryota; Metazoa; Arthropoda; Insecta; Lepidoptera; Nymphalidae. The record is from RefSeq and is a predicted model, not a curated record. The transcript has a single exon.
AUGACUUACAAUACUAUUUACUUUAACACAAUUAAUUCUAAUUUUUUUCUAGGCUAUGACUGUUAUAUACUAAUUAUGUACUGCUCAUGGCUAUGAGAAGAUUAAUAGGAAAAACAUUCAAAUUUUACAAACAAGCAGUAAAUCAGGCCUUCAGCGAAACAAACUUAUUUUACACUAAUGUUGUACUGUCAAUAGCUAUAUCAAGUACAGGUGAUUUGUUAGAGCAAAGUUAUGAGUUCUAUAGACAAGAAAUUAAUAAAUUUGACUUUAAGCGUACAGCACAUAUGGCAUUUUCUGGAUGCACAGCUGGUGUACUAUGUCACCACUGGUACAAAUUUUUGGAUAAAAUAAUAAAAAAGCGUACAAUACAGAAUGUCAUAAAGAAACUAAUCCUUGAUCAAUGUAUAUGGUCACCUAUCAUUAUCCUAUCCUUUUUUGCCACUGUAGCAAUAUUCGAAGAUAAUCCAAUUGAAAAUUUCACUGAUGAAGUACAUGAGAAGUUCUGGAUACUGUAUAAAGCUGAAUGGGUAGUUUGGCCGCCAGCACAAAUCAUAAACUUUUAUUUCUUGCCAACAAAAUACAGAGUACUUUAUGAUAACACAAUAUCUUUGGGAUAUGAUAUUUAUACUUCCCAUGUAAAACACAGUAAGACUAAAAAAUAUGUUGAGAAAAACGAAAAUUAGAUUUUUCUUAACUUUUGCUAGGUUUUAAGAUAUAUGAAAAUUAUAAAGACAAUAAAAGCGUUAUGUACAUGAACCCUCAACUGUUUUGUUCAUUAAUUUUAAAAUAAACUUGUUUUAAAUA